GGAAUUAGAGAGACUAAUAUGCGUCAUAAUCAAAGCGAGCCGCAUCAUGCGCUUCAUGCGUUUAUAUAAAGAGGCGCACGCCCACCCCUUCUUCUUUUACAUAUAUACACACACGUAUACAACAAUAACAAAAUGAUUGCUCGUCAAGCCGCUACUGUUUCCAAGAGAUCCAUGACUCCCUUGUCUCGCCGCAUGUUUAGCGCCUCGCGUACCGCUGCCGAAGAGGGAGGCACCAAGAAGUUUUCUGAAAAGGAGAGAGCCGCUGAGAAGCAGUAUGUUCAACAACAGGAUCAAAAAAAGUUGGAAGCACUGCGCAAGGCUCUUGAGGAGCAAGAAAAGACCACCAACCAACUCAAGAAGGAUCUCGAGUCUUUAAGAAAGGGCAAAUAGAUACAUAUUGUAGCCGGGCGAAUGUAUAUAAUAUACCAGCUUGGGAACGUGCUCAAACUUGUAAAUAAUAAUAAAUAAGAAAGAAACAUCCUUUUUCUUCGUUUGAAACCAUUCAUUCAG
Zychaea mexicana is the source of this 510-nucleotide messenger RNA. RefSeq lists its product as uncharacterized. The transcript is spliced from 2 exons. Gene Ontology annotation, molecular function: ATPase inhibitor activity. Bases 133 to 390 code for a protein of 85 amino acids. Gene Ontology annotation, cellular component: mitochondrion. Lineage: Eukaryota; Fungi; Mucoromycota; Mucoromycetes; Mucorales; Lichtheimiaceae. Gene Ontology annotation, biological process: negative regulation of ATP-dependent activity. The record is from RefSeq and is a predicted model, not a curated record.